GGUAUGCAGUCUCUUCAAGUUGAUCGUCGGUUUCUACACCGCCAGUCAAAGCAAAUGAACAUAGUGCUCGGCAUUGACUUGGGCACCACUUCUGUGAAAGUGGUCCUGUAUCGGUUCCCGAAAAUACUUUCUCAGUGCUGUCUACCGCAUGAAGCGACGAUCUCCUCUGAAGAUAAAAGCUUUCAUCAGCAAGACGUCGCCAAGAUAUUUGCCGCUUUCGAACGCUGCGUUAAAUCCGUUCUGUUGGCCAGCCCCAUCAACAUGCAAUCGGUGUCAGCCAUCGCUGUCUGUGGGCAGAUGCAUGGCUGCGUCCUGUGGGCCGAAAGAGAUAUCCAUCGUUUCACGACAGCUCAGCAGGCCAUUUGCGCUCUGGCAAGCGGCGACUGGAGCGAAAUCUCACCGUUGGUCACUUGGCUGGAUAGACGAGCAGUCGGACCGUUUCUUGACAGUCUUCCAUUGCCCAAGUCGCAUGUUGUUCCUCGUUCCGGAUUCGGUAUCGUUACGUUGCUGUGGUGGCUAAGAAACGGAAUGCUGCCUGGACCAUCUUCGGCAUGCAACUGUGCGGGCACCGUUCAGGACUUGUUGGUAGCUUGUUUGUGUCUCCUACAGCGUCCGGUCAUGACUAAUCACAACGCUGUUAGUUGGGGCUACUUCGAUGAUGUCAAUAGCUUCAGUUGGAACGAAUCUUUACUUGAGCGCGAGGGUUUACAACAUAACUUUCUUCCAGAAGUCGUCUCCGCCGGCUCGAUUGCUGGCUUCCUAAAAGGUUCUUUUCAUGGCAUACUUGACGGAGUUCCGGUUUUUGCUGCUUUGGGUGAUUUUCAGGCAACGGUUUACCAGCAUAUGUGCCCACAUACAGCAGUGGCAGCCUCGUUAAACGGUGGUAACGUACUUUCAGCAAUCGUCGACAGCUUAUGCGAUGCUAUUUUCAUGAUCACUGGAAGUAGCCCUCCUGCAGAGAAAGUAUGGCAAGUGCUAAUGACAGAUGUUGUGUCAACGAACCAUCAGGAAGUCUCGGAAGAUAGUUGUUCCGUGAACCCAUGGCUCUUUGGAGAAAGAUAUGACCCGUCAUUGCGUGCCUCUGUGACAAACAUCACUAGUGGAAACUUCAGCUUAAGCCGUUUAUUUCAAGAAGUGAUUUCGAGUAUCAUCUCGAACCUGCACUCAAUGCUGCCCGCUGGAUUCAUCGAAGUCUAUGACAUUCGUCAGAUGAAAUUAACAGGCGAAGCGGCUAAAGACUAUUUUCGCAAAUUCGUCGAAAAGUUUUAUGGCGAUCGGUGUCAGAUUACGGCUAUCGAAGGCACACUCGAUGCAGCUGUAGGAAGUGCUGCCUACGUUUCGCACAUUUCGUCAUCCUGCAGUUCUGAGCGCGUCUAA
Messenger RNA from Soboliphyme baturini, 1377 nucleotides. The record is from the annotation of a GenBank genome assembly. Lineage: Eukaryota; Metazoa; Nematoda; Enoplea; Dioctophymatida; Soboliphymatidae.